This is a messenger RNA of Paraphaeosphaeria sporulosa, 597 nucleotides long. RefSeq lists its product as uncharacterized. The coding region runs from base 1 to 597 and encodes 198 amino acids. Lineage: Eukaryota; Fungi; Ascomycota; Dothideomycetes; Pleosporales; Didymosphaeriaceae. The record is from RefSeq and is a predicted model, not a curated record. The transcript has 2 exons.
AUGACUUUCACGGCCUCUCUUGACAACAACCCCCUGCGCCAGCUGACCAAGAAUGGCCGUCGCGCCCUUAGACUCGGUCCUACCUUCGAUGUUGUGAUCGACAAGAGGAUGAUUGCGAAGGAGAUCCCCAAGCGUGCCGCAAUGGCCAUUUCCAAGGUCUUCAACGAGAUGCUCACAAAGCACCAGCGCUACACGACCUUCAUGCUGAAUGACUACGAGGUCUCGAAGGACUGGGUCUUUAUCAUCAUCGACUUCAUCAUUGGCAACGUGAAGGUCAACAACACGUUCGCCCUCCGCAACAAGGAGAAGACGUUCCCUCAAGAAGUGGCUCUCUACCGCCACGCCGUCCACCAGUUCGGGAUGGAGCACCACGCUGGUGCCAUGCGCGCGACUCUGUUGGGGUGCCUCAACAAGGAUAUUCACAUGCCAACGAAUGCGUCUCUCGAUGAGCUUGUCACCCUUCCCGACACCGACCCACUAUACAACUUCUACCUAGCCAUGAAAGAUUGGAAGAAGGAGCGUGAGGCGCGUAAGGCGAACCAGCGCGAGGUCCAGCGUCAAGCCGAUUUUGAGCGCAACUUCCCCACGCUGAAGUAG